AUGUCGUCAAUUAAAAAAACACCUAGCGAAGAUGAAAUCGCCUCAACACUCACUCACCUCAAACUCUCCACCACAUCCCCCCAAAAGCCGCUGCACAAGCCCAAAUCCAAGCCCGUUGCCGACAGCUGGGACGACGAAGACGCAUCCUCGGGCUCCGACACAGAGACCGAAUCCGCCGAUACCAAGCCCACCCUCUCGCCCAUAAGUACCGUCGCCAGCAAUGAAAUAAGCCCGCACCCACCACCGCCCACGCCAGCGUCGCCCACGCCGUUUGAAUUGCCGUAUGACAAUGUGCCAGGUGCGAGGGGAAGCGCGAGGGCGGGAAGUAUAGACAAACGGCCGGAGAAAACGACGGCGGUGGCGGGGCGGUUGAUUGCGGGGGCGCUGGGGGUUAGGGCGCCGAAGAGGACGGAGGAGGAGAGGGAGUUUGACAAGGCGGUUAGGGAGAAGGAGAGGAGGAGGAGGGCGGAGGAGAAGGAGAGGGAGGCAAGGGAAAAGGAGGAGGUGGAGAGGAGGAAGAAGGCGGUUUGGGAUGAUUAG
Molecule: messenger RNA, 540 nt
Organism: Parastagonospora nodorum SN15
Lineage: Eukaryota; Fungi; Ascomycota; Dothideomycetes; Pleosporales; Phaeosphaeriaceae
Exons: 2
Coding region: 1-540 (179 amino acids)
Source: RefSeq, a predicted model, not a curated record